Messenger RNA from Aquila chrysaetos chrysaetos, 5558 nucleotides. It is a transcript of the gene PKD2L1, whose product is annotated as polycystin 2 like 1, transient receptor potential cation channel. Gene Ontology annotation, biological process: detection of mechanical stimulus; potassium ion transmembrane transport. Bases 2767 to 5244 code for a protein of 825 amino acids. The record is from RefSeq and is a predicted model, not a curated record. Gene Ontology annotation, cellular component: membrane. NCBI's taxonomy places the organism in Eukaryota, Metazoa, Chordata, Aves, Accipitriformes, Accipitridae. The transcript is spliced from 18 exons. Gene Ontology annotation, molecular function: muscle alpha-actinin binding; calcium-activated potassium channel activity; calcium ion binding.
AAUUGGGCUUCGGCGGGAAAGGCUGAGGUACCUCAGGGAGGGGACGGCAUCGGGGAGGCUUCAGCGGGAAAGGCUGAGGUACCUCCGGAAGGGGACGGCAUCGGGGAGGCUUCGGCGGGAAAGGCUGAGGUACCUCAGGCAGGGGAUGGCGCCGAAGGCACUUCAGCAGGACACGUUUAGGUACCUCGGGGACAGGACGGCAUUGGGAGAGGUUUCAGCUCUCAAUGCUGAGGUACCUCAGGGAGGGAAUGGCGCUGAUGUAUGUUUCAAAGGGAAAUGCUGACGUACCUCGAGGAAGGGAUGCUGGGGUAGGAAAUUUGAAGCAUGUCAGAUGGGUCAGGAGUGUGUUUAGGAUGGAACAUUCUGCAGGAACACAUCCCAGUAAAGUGGGGGAGAAUGGCAAAACUCUGAUCAUGCCUCCUAGGAUGUCUGCAGGCUUGGGGACAGAGAUGUUGAGGUUGUUAAUCCUGUUCUAAAUAUUUCAUUCUCUCUCUCUCUCUCACACUCCUCUGCAGCACCUGACUGGAUAAAGAAGCAAAUGGACAAGAAGAUCCUGCGCCACAACACAGAUAAAAUUUAUUACUCUCAGCUUCAGAGACCUGGAGAACCAUUCCCGUCUUGCCUUUAAACAGCCUCCUGUCAUACACUUCUCCCAGGGAGAAGACUCAUUUGCCAGUAAAAUGUCAUAUUAAACCAUAGGGUGCACACUCUGCAACUUCCAAGCCCACCUCUGCAUUAUCUCAUACCUACAACAUUGCAGUGCACAUGCGAUUUGAAUUUGGCACUAGUUGUUGGAGUGUUUGGCUUUGGUGAGGACAGUGUGUGUUCGUCAGCAGUUAGUGUAGGGUGGACUCUUAAGGAGAAAGUGAAAAUUUUCAUGCAGGAGCUUGUUGAUGUUGGAGUGUUAUUGUGGAAGUUUUUGUGCAGGUGUUUGAUGUUGGAGUACUAUUGCAGGGUGAGUGGCUUUGUGAAGGCUUGUCUAUGAGAUGGAGUAGAGAGCAGUUUACAGUGAAAGGGUGAGAUAUGGACAGUUUGUUGGUAGGUUUUGGACAAUUGUCAGUUGAAGAGUUGAAGAGGUACAAGUUAGGUGUCGCGUAGAGGGCGAAGUUGACUUCGCCUGCGUGGUGCAGUUGGAUUGGUGUGGACAGCUAAUGAGAAGUGGGCUUUUGCAAGUGACCCAAAAACUCAAGAUCCAGCAGGCAGCUACAGACAUUUUCCCGCUGCCUGGGUGGGCUGAGGAGUGCCGUGCAUGGCUGCAGUGUUACCAGACCCCACUGGAGUGGCGCACGGCAAGCUUGAACCUCCGCGUGUUCCAGAGAAAGUGUACCAAGGUGGAGAAAUCUGGUCUUGAGUGAUAAUGUCUCAUACGUGAAUGGUGAAUUCUCCUCUCUCCAGGAAGAUUGGGUCAAACAUGCCACUUUGUCUGUUUCCCAAAUUACAUUUUGGACUGUAUUGCACAUUGUCAAACUAAAGCCUUUUUUCCCUACUUAAUUCUUACCACGUUAUCGUAAUUAGAAUUAGUAGAGAUAUUCAAGCUUGUCCUAGCUAAACUGGAAGAGAAGCAUCAGGCAUGUGUACUUUUAAAUGAAAAUUAAAUCAAAUCUGCCAUCUGAUUAUCUUUGAGCGUUUUACUGUGAUUAAUUCCCUCCCAAUGCACUGUGUAUAGUAAGGCCUGACAUCUAGCGCUACAGGGGAUGGAUCUAAUGUUGACACUUCAAUAACAGGAACCGUACUUGCUGCAUAACUUGUUUGCUAUCUAGGAUAUGUACUUCAUUGGGCUUUUUUUUUUUUUUUUUUUUUUUUUAGGAAAAGAACACAUCAUGAGACUGAAGAACCAUCUAAUUAUGUCAUUAUACACAUCCACUGCUCUUUUCUCUGCUUGAUAGUAUUUGUAGCUUUUUUUAAUUGGGAUUGUUUGAAAAGGAUUUUUAUUUUGGCUCUGUGUAGGCAGCCUGAUAUUCCUUUACAAGGGCCUUCUGCCCAAGUUCACCAUGCUCGUUUAUCAUACGAUCAUUGGGCUACACGUUGAUGGCAAAAUUAGCUGUGCCUUGUGUUUCUCCUCUAAACCAGUUACAAAUUUAACAAUAUAAUGAUCAUGACAGGAACUAAAUUCACAGUGGAUAUUUGAAGGAACCUACUGCUAAUAUAUUUUUUUAAGUUGUUAUUUGGAUUUUUUAGAUGCAACAAAAAUCUGUAAUUUCUUUUAUUCUUUUCUAUACAGAAGGCGGUGAAACUUUUUAAUAGCAGAUUCAAUCACUUGUUGUAGAGCAAAAUUUUCAGCUCCUGUGAAGAAGUAGGGUAGAGUUAUUCAUACCAUGUGAGCACCAUAGACUAGCUGUAUAGAGAAACAGUUAAAAACAACAAACAAAACCACACAAAAACUGCAGAGGCUCCUGCAUGCUCACCCUUUAAGUGCUGUGAUGUCAGUUUUCCUGAGAGCCUUUGAGGGGCUAUCCCCAUAAUUACAAACACAAGUAAGCCAAACUGUAUGAUGCCACUGAGGGGAAAAUUCUGUAUUACCCCAGCCAGAUUAGCUCACAACCCUGUGACAAGCUGGUGAAAAAGGGCAGGUUUGGAUCAGGCCAUGAAACUGAUUACAGGCUCAUGGUAACGCUAUGUAAAUUUGUGAAUACUAAGUGUGCAAUUGCUAAAACAGUCAUGAGCGCUGGACAUAUAUCUGGCACGUAUACUCCUUUUCCCACCAUCACGUUCUGUCCUGUUUCUGGAGAUCGUUGCACAGGAUUAUUUGCAAACAAUUUCUGAAGGAUGCAAAGCUUCCAGAGUUGCGAUGCCUGCCCAGCUGCUGCUGAGCUAUGGAUUCGGGCCAUCUACAACCCCAAGUCCAUCCUGGAGAAUCCCUAUGAGAACUUUGAAGAGGUGGGGGAUCCACUGCCCUACCGGGAAGAGCAGAGCAAAGCUGUGGAUGGGAAGACAAGUCCUUUUCUCAAGUGCUGCUUCAACAUCUUCAGAGGCAUCCGAGGUCUGUGGGGCACUACGUUGACUGAGAACACAGCUGAAAACAGAGAGCUUUACGUGAAGACCACACUGCAAGAGCUGCUAGUCUAUAUUGUGUUCUUGGUGGACAUCUGUCUACUGACAUAUGGAAUGACAAGUUCCAAUGCCUAUUACUACACCAAAGUGAUGUCUGAGCUCUUCCUGCAGACCUCUUCGGAUGGCCGUGUCUCCUUCCAGUCCAUUGGCAGCAUGGCUGACUUCUGGGUGUAUGCACAAGGUCCCCUUCUGGAUAAUCUUUACUGGACAAAGUGGUACAACAACGAGUCCCUAGCUGCGCACAACACCCAGUCAUACAUUUAUUAUGAGAACCUGCUGCUGGGUGUCCCACGCAUGCGACAACUGAAGGUGAAGAACAAUUCCUGUGUGGUCCAUGAUGACUUCAGGGAGGAAAUCUUGGGCUGCUAUGAUGUGUACUCGGAAGACAAGGAGGAAAGGGUCUCCUUUGGGCUCAUCAAUGGAACAGCGUGGAGGUACCAUUCUGAGGAGGAGCUGGGUGGCUCAUCUCACUGGGGAAGACUAACCAGUUACAGUGGGGGAGGAUACUACAUAGACCUCAAGUUGACCAGAAAAGAGAGUGCUGAAGCCCUGCAAGUCUUGAAGGAGAAGUUGUGGCUGGAUCGGGGAACACGAGUUGUCUUCAUUGAUUUCUCUGUGUAUAAUGCAAAUAUCAAUCUGUUCUGUGUUCUGAGGUUAGUGGUUGAGUUUCCAGCCACUGGUGGUGCCAUUCCCUCCUGGCAAAUCCGGACAGUCAAGCUUAUACGAUACGUCAGCGCAUGGGACUUCUUCAUUGUUGCCUGUGAAAUUGUCUUUUGUGUCUUCAUCUUCUACUAUGUGGUGGAGGAGAUUUUGGAGCUGCGUAUCCACAAGCUUCAGUACUUCACCAGCAUCUGGAACAUCCUGGAUGUGGUCGUCAUUCUGCUCUCCAUCAUCGCUAUUGGGUUUCAUAUCUUUCGCACCAUUGAGGUGAACAGACUGUUGGGAGAGUUGCUGAAACACCCCGACACCUAUGCAGACUUCGAGUUCCUGGCAUUCUGGCAGACACAGUACAACAAUAUGAAUGCAGUCAACUUAUUCUUUGCCUGGAUCAAGAUAUUCAAGUAUAUUAGCUUUAACAAAACAAUGACUCAGCUCUCCUCCACACUGGCACGUUGCGCCAAGGACAUUCUGGGCUUUGCCAUUAUGUUCUUCAUUGUCUUCUUUGCCUAUGCCCAGCUGGGUUACCUUCUUUUUGGGACACAAGUGGAAAACUUCAGUACCUUUGUUAAAUGCAUCUUCACCCAGUUUCGGAUCAUUCUUGGAGAUUUUGACUACAAUUCCAUUGACAAUGCCAACAGGGUCCUUGGGCCUAUUUACUUCGUCACCUAUGUGUUCUUUGUUUUCUUUGUGCUCCUGAACAUGUUUCUGGCCAUCAUCAAUGACACCUACUCAGAAGUCAAGGAGGAGCUUUCAAGCCAGAAGGAUGAGCUGCAGCUCUCAGACAUCCUGAAGCAGAGCUACAACCGGACGCUCAUGAGGCUGAGGCUGAAGAAGGAACGGAUUUCCGAUGUGCAGAAAGCACUGCAGAAUGGAACGAAAGAACUAGACUUUGAAGACUUCAAGAACAGCUUGAAGGAACUGGGCCAUGCAGACCAUGAGAUCACAGCAGCCUUCUCCAGGUUCGACAAAGAUGGCAACCACAUCCUUGAUGAAGAGGAGCAACAGCAGAUGAAGCAUGACCUAGAGGCAAAAAGGGUUGCUCUGAAUACAGAGAUUGAAAAUUUGGGGAAACCCUAUGGUGACAACAACCUGGAUGAGAAUCUGACCUACAUGGAAACAAGGAAUAACCACGCCAAUAAGGCUAGCUGGGUCUCCAAAGAAGAAUUCCAAGUCCUCCUGCAACGUGUGCUGCAGCUGGAACAGUCCAUAAACAACAUCGGCUCCAAGAUUGAUGCAGUGGUGAGCAAGCUAGACAUGCUGGAAAGAAACAGACUGAAGAGGAAGGACAUGUUGGGCAAACCACUGGAUAAUGUUAAUAAGGAGGAAGAACCCUGUCAGGAAAUCCUUCUCCCCCACAGCCUAGACCAGCUGGGAAAAGAAGCAGCAGAAGGCUGGGGGAUGGAACAUGUACAGGCAAACAACCUGAGUGGCAACUCUUCCCAAAACAGGGUCUAUCCCAUCUUGCCCAGGUCAAGUGUGCCGGGGUCUCAGGUGUCCAGGAACAUCCAGCCACAGUCUGAUGUGCGCUUCUAGUGAACAGUCCAGUGCUCCCAGUCUGGCUCCCACUAAGUCACUGUCAGUUGUUUCCCCACUAUUAGAAUAGUCUAGUCAGCUGGAUACAGACACCACUGUUGCCAGGAACUAGUGAUGUGAAAAAUCAGGGAUGUUCUUUUCCAGUGUAAUGUUGUAUGUCACAGAGCUAGAACUUCUGCCCCCUGUCUCUCUGGAGUAGGUGGAAAUUUGGAACCAGGUGAUGUAUUAAGUUUCUGCCUCGGAACAGGCUGACACAAAGUCUUUUAUCUAUCCUUUCCCAAAAAGUAGAGACCCCAGAACUCUGUGAACACUUG